GAGAAAAAAAAAAACCUUCAAAAAGUUUGAUUAUUCGAUUUCCUCCCAAGUCCCAACUCCUCAGCAGAAAACAGUAGUAGCAUUAAAGUUUAAAGGUCUCGGCUACUAAAACCCUGAGAGAGCGAAAGAGAGCCACAGUAGAAGAAAUGCUCUCGCGCUUCAUAUCAAAGCCCUUGCAUCAGAAUCUCCGUUUGAUCUCAUUCUUAAUCUCAUCUCAUCCCCACCCUCCUCCCACUCCUACUCAUUUCACUUCUCACUCUCCCCAAACCCAUUUGUCCCCAAACCCUAGUUCGUCUUCUUUCACGCAUUUCGUCAAACACUUCUCCACCAACAACAAAAACAACAAUGGGGAUAAGACUUCUUGGAAUUUUUCUUCCGAAAUCGAAGAUUCUUCAAGUUUUGGUGGGGUUUUAGAUACUGACGAGGCUGGGGGUGAUUUCUCUAAGCCCGGUGGCGCGGUUGGGAGAGAUUGGGUUAUUGAGAAGGAUGAGGAUGAUGAGGGGUUUGACUUGUUCAAAGAGGUUGAGGGGAGUGUUAGGGAGGUUCCUAAGCUGGGUACCGUGAAUCAAGUUUGGCUGGAUGACAAGGGUGAUGAUGAGGGUCUUGAUUUGUUUAAACAGGCUGAGGAGAGUGUUAAGGAGGUUGGGGGUCAUGGGGAGGAGGAGCAGGAGAAUUGGGCUACGGCCGAUGGGUACCAGCCGUGGGAUUUGGACAGUGAAGACAAAGGGGAUGACGUGUUUGGUUUAGGGGAGACGGAGAUGAGUGGGGGUGUGGAGGGAGAGGUUGGUGGUCAGGAAACUCAGAAGAGUAUAGAAGACAGGUUGUUACUCGAGAAAGAAGAGAAAGAGCUUUCCGUUGUGCUUAAAGGUCCAGAUCGUGCUUUUGGUGACCUGGUUGCCACAUCUGGAAUCACAGAAGAAAUGUUGGAGAGUUUGAUUGCACUAAAGGAUCUGGAAGGAAUUCAAGGACUACCUCCUCUAAGCGAGAUCGAAGAUAUUCGUUAUGAAAAGAAUACUAGGAAAUCUUCUAGGGCUGAUAUAGAGCGUCUGAAGCAGGAAGAAGUUGCCAAUGCACGAGUGAGGCAAGUGGAUAGUAAGGGAAGGGCUUAUGGAACAGGAAAGCGGAAGUGUAGCAUAGCUCGUGUUUGGAUUGAACCUGGAGAGGGUAAAUUUGUAGUCAAUGACAAACAAUUUGAUGUCUACUUUCCUAUGCUUGAUCAGCGGGCUGCUCUUCUUCGUCCUUUCACUGAGACAAAGACUUUGGGUCUUUGGGAUGUCAACUGUACCGUGAAGGGAGGUGGUAUCUCAGGUCAGGUGGGUGCAAUUCGCUUGGGUAUUAGCAGGGCAUUACAGAAUUGGGAGCCUGAUCUACGUCCUCCACUCAAGGAAGCUGGGUUCUUGACAAGGGACUCCAGAGUAGUCGAACGGAAGAAACCUGGCAAAGCGAAAGCUAGAAAGAGCUUCCAAUGGGUCAAGCGUUGAUCAAAUAUUGCAAAUAAUUGAUAUGCCUGUUAAAGUCUUGUGGUGGAUAUUUUGAUGAUGACUCAUAAGGUGAUAGCUGAUGGCCAACAGAUAAAGCAAAUGACCUUUACGGAGACGAUUAUUAGCACCAUUUCCAAGUAUCUUCUUGAUUUCCUUUUUUACGGUGGAUUAUAUGAAAACUGGAAAGUUGUAGAAGCCACUGAACUUCACAUCUUGUUCUUCAUAAUUAUACGUAAGCAUCCUUUGUUUCCUUGACAUUGCAGAGAGGAACAUGAAGCUAAGAAUGAUAUUCCUACAAAUUUUGAAUUGGGCUAGUUGUGUAGUUGACGCAAGAGAAUAUGUUUUGAAAAUCACCGAAAGAGUUUCAAACAAGUAAACCUUGUUUUUGAAAUGAGAUACAGUUCGGUUAUAUAUGUUUUGCGUAGUUGGCGGAUGAGAAUGUCGCCUUUAAAUAAGAUUAAUGCUCUUUAUGCAA
Messenger RNA from Daucus carota subsp. sativus, 1956 nucleotides. Its product is annotated as small ribosomal subunit protein uS9m. Gene Ontology annotation, cellular component: ribosome; mitochondrial small ribosomal subunit. Gene Ontology annotation, molecular function: RNA binding; structural constituent of ribosome. The record is from RefSeq and is a predicted model, not a curated record. The coding region runs from base 147 to 1481 and encodes 444 amino acids. Gene Ontology annotation, biological process: translation. The transcript is spliced from 4 exons. NCBI's taxonomy places the organism in Eukaryota, Viridiplantae, Streptophyta, Magnoliopsida, Apiales, Apiaceae.